AUGCAGGGAUAUACACACAAUGGGCCUGUUAAUUGCAUCGAGCCAUUUGACGUGGAUUUACUCAAGGGGAAGACCGCAAUCGUUACAGGAGGCGCCAAUGGCCUAGGCGAAGCCUAUGUUCGUGCUUUGGUUACUGCAGGAGCCAGAGUUUGCAUUGGUGAUUCCGAUGAAGAGAAGGGAAGGAAGUUAGAAGAAGAGCUUGAUGGUCUAUUUCAAAGGGUCAAGUUUAUCUCCUGCGAUAUCACCAAUUGGGAUGAUCAGCUCCAGCUUUUCCAAGAGGCUAUACUUUUUUCCGAAACACAAACGAUCUCGCACGUCAUCGCAAACGCCGGCAUUCAUCGCCCCGAUGAUGUUUUUUCGUAUUCUGGAGAUCACCAGGAGCCGAAAAAACCUGACUUGAGCGUUGUUGAUGUCAACAUCAGAGGUACUUUGUAUACCGCCAAAUUAGCCGCGCACUAUUUCAUCCGGCAAAAUGGCACGCAAAAUUCACCCGAGCAAAAGGAUACGUCCUUGACUUUGAUUGGAUCAGGAGCAGCCUUUUUGGAUUGUCCGCGGGCGCCUCAAUAUUGUGCGAGCAAGUGGGCCAUGCGUGGAAUUAUGCAUUCAUUGAGAAGAACAGCUUUCUUCUAUGGCAGUCGGGUCAACGUCAUCUCCCCAUGGUAUGUGAAAACAAACAUUCUAUCAAACGAUGCUUUCAUGCAUGUUUCCAGUGUCGGGGUACAAUUUGCACAGGCAGAAGAUGCCGCUCAAUGUCUGUUGAGAAUUCUCAGCGACAGAAAUAUCAAUGGGCAUUCCUUCUUCGUCUCAGGAAGGAAAUGGGCUUCCAGCGGAUACAUGGACCUGGAUCUGGAGGACUAUCCUAACAAUGCGUUGCUCCGUGAGAUCCAAGAAGACCAAAUCAAAUCGGCUCCUGUUGAGCUUGGGUUAUUUGUAUGA
This is a messenger RNA of Penicillium soppii, 936 nucleotides long. RefSeq names its product putative short chain dehydrogenase/reductase. Gene Ontology annotation, molecular function: oxidoreductase activity. The record is from RefSeq and is a predicted model, not a curated record. Lineage: Eukaryota; Fungi; Ascomycota; Eurotiomycetes; Eurotiales; Aspergillaceae. The coding region runs from base 1 to 936 and encodes 311 amino acids. The transcript has 5 exons.